This is a messenger RNA of Panicum virgatum (switchgrass), 1533 nucleotides long. Its product is annotated as transcription factor WRKY19-like. Lineage: Eukaryota; Viridiplantae; Streptophyta; Magnoliopsida; Poales; Poaceae. Gene Ontology annotation, cellular component: nucleus. Gene Ontology annotation, molecular function: transcription cis-regulatory region binding; DNA-binding transcription factor activity. Gene Ontology annotation, biological process: regulation of DNA-templated transcription. The transcript has 3 exons. The record is from RefSeq and is a predicted model, not a curated record. Bases 290 to 1237 code for a protein of 315 amino acids.
CACCGGUCGAAUUCUUGCUCCAUCCAUCCAUCGAUCGCCACCGCCGUCUCCUUCCGAUCCCCUUUACUUUCACCAACGCGCUUCGCUCCUCUAGUUUCCUCCCGUUAUAAAAGGGGCCACACUCCCUCACCACCUCACCACCUGCCUCUUCCCCGACGCAUUCCUGCCUCCAGUUCUGCAGCACCGUACCAGCUCCUGGCCUAACAAAGUUAUUAGCUCGAGAGAAAGAGGGAGAGAGAGGAAGUUUCCUUCGGCGAGCGAGGAAGAGCACGCAGCAGCGGGGAGAGCGAUGGAGAGCGUCGUCGUCGACGGCAAUGGAGGCUGCGGCGGGCGGGUGGUGGUGGAGCUGAGCCACAUCAAGGACCUGGUGAGGCAGCUGGAGGGCCACCUGGGCGGCUCGCAGACGCAGGAGCGGUGCAGGCUCCUGGCCUCGCAGAUCUCCUCCCUCACCGAGCGCUCCAUCGGCGUCAUCACCUCCUACUGCAGCCUCGACGGCGGCGGCCGGAAGCGGCCGGCGGCGGAUGCGGCGGCGCGCAGCCCGCUCAGCGACGCCUCCGACGCGCCCACCAAGAAGAGGAGGACGGAGAAGGUGAAGCAUCAGGUGCGGGUGAGCUCGGCCGCCGGCGGCGACGUCCCGGCCGACGACGGCCACAGCUGGAGGAAGUACGGCCAGAAGGAGAUCCUCGGAGCCAAGAACCCAAGGGGCUACUACCGCUGCACGCACCGCCACACCCAGGGGUGCGCGGCGACGAAGCAGGUGCAGCGCGCCGACGAGGACCCGGCGCUCUUCGACGUCGUCUACAUCGGCGCGCACACCUGCGUCCAGAGCGGGGCGGCGGCGGCGGCCGUCGCCGCCGCGCAGGCGCCGGAGCAGGGCGCCCACACCCUCCUGCAGAGCCUGAGCGCCAGCCUGACGGUGAAGACCGAGGGGCUGGCCGCGGCGCCGGAGGAGGCUCCGCAGGGCUGGGCCGCCACCGCGCCCUGCUGCCCCUCCCCGACGGCGCCGAGCGGGAGGUGCCCGGCGCCGGAGCGCAGCCCGUUCUCCGCGCCGUCGACGUCCGAGAACUGGGGCGCGUCGCCGGCGACCUCGGACUCCAACCAGCACGCCGCCUGCUUCCCGCCGUUCGAGCUCGUCGCCGGCGACGUGCAGUUCGAGUUCGGCGAAGUAGUGUCCGCGCUCGUCGGCGUUCCCGGCGAGUUCCCCGACGACUUCGACAUCUCGAGCUUCUUCGCGUGAUCCGCGGCGCGCGGGCGGGGGAAAGAUUCUUACCAGACCAGACCGACCUGAUGAUCGAUGACCACCCCCUGUGUGAUGCUCUGGCGUUUGGUCAGGGGCAGGGGAGGGAAGAACACAAAGCUCUUCCUUGGUCACUGCCAUCCUAAACCUUAUUAUUAGGGUAUUUGAGGAUAGUGAUGAGUAAACGCCCUUCUCUGUUUUUUUUUCCGCUUAGCUAAGGGUUUUGUAAAGUAUCGGAGAUGUUAAUUCAACAGGCAUGUGGAAGUUUGUUUGGAAUUUAAGCAUCGCCAUCCAAA